This is a messenger RNA of Toxotes jaculatrix (banded archerfish), 1642 nucleotides long. It is a transcript of the gene lhfpl3, whose product is annotated as LHFPL tetraspan subfamily member 3. The record is from RefSeq and is a predicted model, not a curated record. The transcript has 4 exons. Gene Ontology annotation, biological process: sensory perception of sound. Gene Ontology annotation, cellular component: plasma membrane. Lineage: Eukaryota; Metazoa; Chordata; Actinopteri; Toxotidae. The coding region runs from base 511 to 1200 and encodes 229 amino acids.
CAGUUGUCGGUCGGUCGCCGUCGAGCACAUACGGAGCAUUUCGGCGAGCUCUCACACACUGAUUCACAGAGCUGCACCGGUUUGUCGGAAUAACAGCCCCCGGCUUUGCCACGACUCAGGUGAAGACAUUUCUGAAUAAGCAUGAGGACGAAUGUAGGGUAAAUCUGAUGCGGGCUCCUGAGCGGGUGAUGCCGGAAGCUUGUCUUUCUGGAGCGCACGUUUCGUUUUUGCAGAGUGAUCAAUGAAAACCGGAGGAAAACACAAGACGGAAACCGAACCCGACCUUGCCAUGGAUGCGAGAGCGCAGUGAUGCUGUGGCUACAGCUGUGACUGAAUAAAGGCAGAAAUAUACGACCCGAAAAACGACAAGAAGCGACAAGAAGAAGUUCUGCAGACUGAAUACUGAGACUGUGCCUUUUACGGAGCAGAUGCUGCAGAUGUUACUUUAGUGAGGACAGGUUAAUUGAUCCUGAGGACCGAGCAGACACCCCCUCCAACACAGACCAGAGGAUGGUCCCCGGGGCCCCCAGCACGACCACCACCAUGCUCCCCGCAUCCGAGGCUGCCAAAAUCUACCAGACCAACUACGUGCGCAACUCCCGCGCCAUCGGCGUCCUGUGGGCCAUCUUCACCAUCCUCUUCGCCAUCGUUAACGUGGUGUGCUUCAUCCAGCCGUACUGGAUCGGAGACGGCGUGGACACCCCGCAGGCAGGCUACUUCGGUCUGUUCCACUACUGCAUCGGGAAUGGGCUGUCCCGGGACUUGACCUGUCAGGGCAGCUUCACCGAGUUCAGCACCAUCCCCUCCGGUGCGUUCAAGGCCGCCUCCUUUUUCAUCGGCAUGUCCAUGGUGCUGGUCCUCACCUGCAUCGGCUGCUUCGCGCUCUUCUUCUUCUGCAGCACCGGCACCGUGUACAAGAUCUGCGGCUGGAUGCAGCUGGCUGCAGGUACGUGUCUGAUCCUGGGCUGCAUGAUUUACCCGGACGGCUGGGACAGCGACGAGGUGAAGCGGAUGUGCGGCGAGCAGACGGACAAGUACACGCUGGGCGCCUGCUCGGUGCGUUGGGCCUACAUCCUGGCCAUCAUGGGCAUCAUGGACGCGCUCAUCCUCUCCUUCCUGGCCUUCGUCCUGGGAAACCGCCAGGACAGCCUGAUGUCUGAGGAGCUGUUGGGAGACAAGAGCGGUAAUAACGCCAUUUAACUUCUGGUAUGAGUAAAGCAGUCACACACACAUACAGGUCUUGCUGCCUAGACGUGACGUUACUUCAGGACCCAGCAUCCCUCUCCUGGACCAGCUUGAGGCUGGGAUGCAGAGCUGAUGUGUGAACAGAUCAAAGAAGAAGACGAGGAGGUCUGGAAGAGGCCACGCAACCUUGUGGGGGGACACCAGGAUGCCUCUUGUCCUCCCUGAACGCUCCCUCUGUAAAAUAACCUUCUCAGUCAUCUUAAACUGCUUAUUUUUGCAGGAUGGAUUCUACAAACAGACUUUCUCUGAGUUUACCUGUGUUGGUAUGUCACUGCAUCAUCUUACCCAAGAAAGCUGCCAGUGCGCAGGUUCAACUGGAGAAGAAAAAAAAAAAAAUCAGAAAGACUCCUCAUGUGGUAAAUCAGCUCCAGGACAGUCAUUGGACAAACACCACGGA